CGGAACGUUCUGCUGUUAUGGGAGGGAGUUCGCGGACUAAACUUAUAAUGUCGGUGACUGUGCGGCGUAAACUUCUAACCACUCAUAUAUACCGGAAGCAGUGAGUGAUUCGUGGAUCGAAAAGUACCUAGUCUCAACAUUUGGGAGCUGAGAACAGGAGCGUGGAAAAUAGUUCACGUGGAGCCCCUAAGACCCCGGACAGCCUAGCAUCGCACUCGCCCACGGCCACGGUAACUUUUCCAAGGUUAUGUAUGCAAGUAUUUCACAAAACAGGGAAAACUGAAGUGGUCUAAGCCGUGUUGCUGAUCCAGGUCAUGUCAAAGACGAUGCAAAAAGUGUAGUAAUUCAAAACCGUGUGUUUUAAAAUCUGAUGUUUCUCUGGUGCUGCGAGGGACGGACAGAACAUCUCAUUCAUCCCCCGAUUUGGAGCUUUUGAGCCAUGGCAGCAGAGGAGCCAGGGGACGCCUGCUCAUCAUCAGCCUGGCGGCGGCGCCAAGAAGUGCCUGAAAAACCGAACUAUGCCCUCAAAUAUACUCUGGUGGGGCAUUCGGCAGCAGUGUCAUCAGUUAAGUUUAGUCCUGACGGGGAGUGGCUAGCAAGUUCUUCUGCUGAUAAAGUAAUUAUCAUUUGGGGAGCCUAUGAUGGGAAAUACAAGAAAACACUAUAUGGUCACAGUCUGGAAAUAUCGGAUGUUGCCUGGUCGUCAGAUUCUACUUGUCUUGUUUCUGCUUCAGAUGAUAAAACUCUAAAAAUAUGGGAUGUGAGAUCUGGAAAAUGUUUGAGAACACUACAGGGGCACAGUGAUUAUGUCUUUUGUUGUAAUUUCAAUCCUGCUUCCACCCUGAUCGUUUCAGGAUCUUUUGAUGAGAGUGUCAAAAUAUGGGAAGUGAAAACAGGAAAGUGCCUAAAGACUCUGACUGCUCAUUCUGACCCCGUUUCUGCUGUUCAUUUUAAUAGUACGGGCUCCUUGAUAGUGUCGGGUAGCUACGAUGGCCUCUGUAGAAUCUGGGAUGCUGCCUCAGGUCAGUGUUUAAAAACACUUGCUGUUGAUGAUAAUCUUCCAGUGUCUUUUGUAAAAUUUUCUCCAAAUGGUAAAUAUAUUCUCACUUCAACUUUGGACAGUACUCUUAGACUAUGGGAUUACAGCAGAGGCAGAUGCUUGAAGACAUACACUGGUCAUAAGAAUGAGAAAUACUGCGUAUUUGCCAGUUUUUCAGUUACUGGUGGAAAGUGGAUUGUGUCGGGUUCUGAAGAUAAUCUGGUUUACAUUUGGAAUGUUCAGACGAAAGAGAUUGUACAGAAGUUACAGGGUCAUACAGAUGUUGUGAUAACAGCAGCUUGUCAUCCUACAGAAAACAUCAUUGCAUCCGCAGCAUUAGAAAAUGACAAAACAAUUAAACUAUGGAUAAGUGACUGCUAAAACCUUUGGAAACCAAGUAGCAAAGCCAGGCUCGCAAAGAACAUAGAUGUUUGAGUCAGGUGAUGGCGCAUGCCUGUAAGCACUCUGGGAAGCAGAGGCAAAAGGAUCACAAGUUCAAGCCCUGCUGGGG
Molecule: messenger RNA, 1550 nt
Organism: Octodon degus (degu)
Lineage: Eukaryota; Metazoa; Chordata; Mammalia; Rodentia; Octodontidae
Gene: Wdr5b
Product: WD repeat domain 5B
Exons: 1
Coding region: 440-1420 (326 amino acids)
Cellular component (GO): Set1C/COMPASS complex
Molecular function (GO): histone binding
Source: RefSeq, a predicted model, not a curated record